Molossus molossus (Pallas's mastiff bat) is the source of this 717-nucleotide messenger RNA. It is a transcript of the gene IL12A, whose product is annotated as interleukin 12A. Gene Ontology annotation, biological process: immune response. Gene Ontology annotation, cellular component: extracellular region. Lineage: Eukaryota; Metazoa; Chordata; Mammalia; Chiroptera; Molossidae. The transcript has 6 exons. The record is from RefSeq and is a predicted model, not a curated record. Bases 1 to 717 code for a protein of 238 amino acids. Gene Ontology annotation, molecular function: interleukin-12 receptor binding; growth factor activity.
AUGACCAGAAUAGGUGGGAGGCAGAGGCAGGCGGAUCAGGCAGACCACCUCAGCGAGCCUCUCCGUUGUCUUCCAGUCCUCCUCCUCGUGGUCACUCUGGUCCUCCACCACCUCAGCGUGGCCAGGAACCUCCCCACAGCCACAGCAGGCCCAGAAACGUUGGGGUGCCUCAGCCACUCCCAGAACCUGCUGAGGGCCACCAGCGACAUGCUUCAGACGGCCAGACAGACUCUUGAAUUUUACUCCUGCACUUCUGAAGAGGUCGACCAUGAAGAUAUCACAAAAGAUAAAACCAGCACGGUCGAGGCCUGCUUACCACUGGAAUUAGCCACGAAUAAGAGUUGCCUGGUUUCCAGAGAGAUCCCAUUCAUAACUAAUGGGAGUUGCCUGGCUUCCAGAAACACCUCUUUCAUGACGACCCUGUGCCUCAGUAGUAUCUAUGAGGACUUGAAGAUGUACCAGGUGGAGUUCAAGGCCAUAAAUGCGAACCUUGUGAUGGAUCCUAAGAGGCAGAUCAUUCUGGAUCAAAACAUGCUGGCAGCUAUUGAUAACCUGAUGCAGGGCCUGAAUUUCAACAGUGAGACGGUGCCUCAAAGACCCUCCCUUGAAGAACUGGAUUUUUAUAAGACAAAAGUCAAGCUCUGCAUUCUUCUUCACGCAUUCAGAAUUCGUGUGGUGACUAUCAACAGGAUGAUGAGCUAUCUAACUGCUUCCUAA